CACGGCGUGGCCCGCCUUCUGCACCACACGUGGAAGAAGUCGUUACAUCAGAAGCCGUUGCCUCAAAACGGCGCUAAAUCUCAAAGUAUUACUAAUCACAGCAAUAAUAAUCAUAACAACAAAGUGUCAAAUCAUAUGAAAAAGGCGUUUGUUUUCGGCGCGAGUGCUCCGAAGAGUGAGUUACAAGAGAUUAUGGACUUAGAGAUGGCCAAAGAAAUGAGUCGUAAAGAGUAUGACAACAGUCUGACCGCCGAAGCGCUCAACUCAACGUGUGAUGUGACGCGAAAACAGGCGAAGGAUUUGUUCGCAACGAAACUCAAAAGAGAUCAGUUGUACCAAAGAUAUCCCGGAGUCGACCAAAACUUUUUGGACACCAUUUUUGAUUCAAAUAAGUAUUGUUUGGGCAAAACAAUCGACGUUUUGGACAACUCUUUGGGACUGAGCGACGACUUUAGCAAUGAGACGGAAGCACUGAUAGCUCAAGAGAGGAAUCGGUCACAGAAUGGGUCGCCGAUGAAUGACAGUCGCGCGGCGUCUCCGGUGAAGUCGGUCCGCAAAGUUGCCGUCGAUAUCAAUGCAAACAUAUCGCAAAUCAAUGACUUAGUGGUG
This is a messenger RNA of Oppiella nova, 609 nucleotides long. Lineage: Eukaryota; Metazoa; Arthropoda; Arachnida; Sarcoptiformes; Oppiidae. The record is from the annotation of a GenBank genome assembly.